AUCGGCCUCGUCGGGGCCCCGGGCUCGGGGAAGUCCACGCUCGCGCGCGAGAUCGUCGCGCGCGUCAACGCCGCCGCGGGCGCGGACGUCGCCGUCGUCUUCCCCAUGGACGGCUUUCACUACUACCUCUCGCAGCUCGCGGACGCGACGCUGUUCCCGGACGGCGAGGAGGCGGCGCGGUCGCGCCGCGGCGCGCCGUGGACGUUCGACGCGGACGCGUUCGUGCGCCGCGUCGCCGACGCGAAACGCUCGCGCGACGCCGUCGUGCGCGUCCCGGAGUUUGACCACGAGGUGCACGACCCGGAGGAGGACAAGAUCGCCAUUGCGCCGACGCACAAGAUCGUCGUCGUGGAGGGCAACUACCUCACGCUGCCGGACGCGCCGUGGAGCGAGCUGCACUCGGGCGACGCGCCGCUGUUGGACGAGGUCUGGCAUCUCGACUGCUCCGUGGACGACGCCAUGGCGAGGGUGACGCGGCGGCACGUCGCCGUGGGGAGGAGCGCGGAGGAGGCGAGGAGGAAGGUGGACGGGAACGAUCGCCCGAACGGCGAGCUCGUGUGCUCGCGCAAGGGAGUCGCGGACGUCCUCGUGCCGUCG
Molecule: messenger RNA, 597 nt
Organism: Micromonas pusilla CCMP1545
Lineage: Eukaryota; Viridiplantae; Chlorophyta; Mamiellophyceae; Mamiellales; Mamiellaceae
Exons: 1
Cellular component (GO): cytoplasm
Molecular function (GO): ATP binding; kinase activity
Source: RefSeq, a predicted model, not a curated record